UAGUUAAUCAAUUAUUUACCAAAAAAAGAAGUCUUUAGUAUAGUAAUAAAUUUUUAAACAUUAUUUUACGUGAUAGGCUUACAAUACAAAAAGUAGGGAUAGGAUUUGGUUGCGUACCCCGUCACUGCAAUCUUUAACAACAGUAUUGCUCGGUAGACAGUAACAUCGGCACCAGUGUGCAAGGAUGGCGCUGGUCAACUUAGGAUUCGCACUCGCGAUUAUAUUUAAUGGCGUUUUAGCACAACGCAUGCCAAUAAAGGAGGCUCUAUUUUUAAAUAGCGACGCCUUCAAUACGUCUUUGGACGACUGCGUGUGGCGCCGGGAGCGUGAGCCUUGUCCAGAUCCUGAUGUUACCAUCAAUCUAUAUACAGAAGCUGAACCAUUUAAGAAAGAGGUGGAUUUAUUCAGCGAGGAUUGGCUGCGUCAGAGCGGUUGGGAACCGUCGCACGAGACCAUUUUGCUUAUACACGGUUAUGCCGGCGGUGACGACACGCUGCCUAUAGUCGUUUUAAGAGACGCCUACCUCCGACGCGGUGGAUACAACGUGUUCAUGUUGGACUGGGGUCGUCUUUGUCAACCCCCGUGUUAUGUCGCCGCUGUACACAACCUACGUCCAGUUGCUAGAUGUGUAGCGGAAGCCUUCGGGUCAUUGAGACGAGCUGGUCUAAGACCUGACAGACUAACGUGCGUAGGACACUCGCUCGGAGCUCACAUGUGCGGGAUUAUGGCCAAUUAUUUGAAUUUCAGACUUAACAGAAUCAUUGGCUUGGACCCCGCGCGACCCCUCAUCAGAUCCGCGCCCCCCCUCCGCCUAGACCCGGGCGACGCUCGUGCCGUCCACGUGUUACACACUAACGCCGGGAGAUACGGAGAGGGAGCCAGGCUGGGGCACGCAGACUUCUGUCUCAACGGUGGAAGAAGUCAACCGUACUGCGAGGAUACGCCCAACGAGGCGUUGUGUAGUCACGUGUGGUCUAUCUGCUAUCAAGCUGAGAGUCUGUUCCGGAUGCGACCGGCGUCUCCGUGCGGUCGAAGAUGUUCAGUUCGAGUCCCACCAGCGCGGGCCGCAGCACUACCGGUGCCUUUAGGACAACCCGCGCCGAUGACUGCGUCAGGAGCCUAUUGUCUAGAAGAUUUCAGCGCACCGUUCUGCCCAAAGACAAGCGGUCUACUCGAGGGUGACGAACGCUGCUGUCUAGAUAAACAGUACGAGGCCGCAGCCACGACCACUCCGAGAACACAACGGCCAAACCGGCCGAGACCCGGGAGCAGACUGAGGGCGGCUAGGAUUAAACCAGGACAAUAAAAAAAAAACAAAAAUUGACAGCUCCUUUUGGCGCCAAAUAUAAAAAAAUGUGAACUGUCAUUGCAUAAAUUAAAAAAAUAUUGAUAAUCCUGGCCACACACAUAUCUGCAAUUAGAAAUUGGCUUUGGUGCUUUUAUUUAUUUUAUAGUACAAAUACGGAGACAACAAAAUUUGUGUGUUAAAUGGCAAUUAAUAAUUAAGGGUAAUAGAUUUUUAAGUUUUUAAAUAAUCAAUGAAAUCCUUAAUAUAUUGAGGUUGAAAAUGUAAUAAAUUAAAGAAAGUCAUCAUAUAUUUAUUAAGUGUUAAAUUAAGGGAAGUACAAUCGUGAAUUAUUUUUAAUAUUAAGCCAAAGAAUUUUGCUAUAAAAAUAAAUUAUUUUUCAAUA
Messenger RNA from Danaus plexippus (monarch butterfly), 1691 nucleotides. RefSeq names its product pancreatic triacylglycerol lipase-like. Gene Ontology annotation, molecular function: lipase activity. The record is from RefSeq and is a predicted model, not a curated record. NCBI's taxonomy places the organism in Eukaryota, Metazoa, Arthropoda, Insecta, Lepidoptera, Nymphalidae. The transcript has 7 exons. The coding region runs from base 185 to 1306 and encodes 373 amino acids.